Molecule: messenger RNA, 1512 nt
Organism: Penicillium expansum
Lineage: Eukaryota; Fungi; Ascomycota; Eurotiomycetes; Eurotiales; Aspergillaceae
Exons: 2
Coding region: 1-1512 (503 amino acids)
Source: RefSeq, a predicted model, not a curated record
AUGAAUAGCCCUGAAUAUUUCAUUAGCUGGGGGUCAGAGAGACACGUUCCACUACGACGAUUCGAAACCCUCCAGUCAGCACGCCGUGACCUCAUUCGGUAUUAUAGAGAGGUCUUCGAGACAGCUCAAACCUUUACACAGCAUUUCUCGAAACAGCCGCUAAAUAGUUACGAGAUGGAAAGAUCGCUAAGGAAGAAUAUGGGCUGUGGCCCUUCCUGCCUGGAUGAAGAUGCAAGUAGCACAUCUAUUUGUUGGUUGGACAUUGUUCGGCAUGGCGAGUUCCAGCAACAAAGUGAUGGAUGUUACCACUGUUACAUUCAAGGGAAGGUGUUUGUCCACGACGAGCAAUUACACAAUAGGGUCGACUUUUGCCGAAGCCAUGCGCUUCACAUUUCCAAUUCGGGGCCAAGCGACGCAGAUAUAGAAAGGGAGUCGAAGGCCACGUUGGAUAUAUUUACUGAUAUCUCCAACGAACUAAGUGACAUUUCAAAUUAUACGAAAGGUCUAGUAGACCUUCAACGAGAAGUGGGGAUACGCCACAGCGAGGUUCAACUCCUCCGACGACCUGUCAUAAUAUCGCCCAAGCCAACCAAUUCACCGCAGUACUUGACGCCACUUGAGCCCGAUACAGCUGGACCCACUGGGAGAACCCAUGCAUCAAUUCCGGCGGAGGCAGGCGCAUCUAGUGACUCAAGCGGAUCGGAAAACGGUUCCGACGACGACCGCGAUGAAGAUUCAAGUGAGGAUGAGUCAGGGGACGAAGACGCAGAGGAAGAUGGUCCAGAGGAUAAGGGACUACAUGACAAAGGGACAGAAGAUGGCAGUUCCAAGAAUGACACCAGUCAACAGAGCAACAAUAACUCUGACAAUGGAGGCAAUGCGCCACCAGAUGAUGCCAUAGUCGUUCCACCAAGCCUGUUGUUCUCGAGAACUCCAUCUUCGAUGUCUUUGAUAGCAGAAGAGGAGAAUGUCAUCUCAACAGGCCAUGCUUCUCUGCCAGGAGAAAAUGGAAAUGCUGUUUCCGUGAACAACGCGCCCUCGAACUAUUCAUCGCGCACCUCUUCGCUAACGGUGAAUGAAAAUGACACCCCAAUGGAUCAUGUAUCCCUGAAAGAAGGGCCCCAAGUUGAUACGCACCUAUCGCCCCAAAAGGGUCCCAAGCGGGGUGGGCGCAAUACGCUCAAAAGUAAGGGUCCAUCUCGCCGCGCAGCCAAACGACGGAGAUUAUCCAAUGUAUCGGAAACACAGGAGGAACUUCCGGAGACCAGUAGGAAGUCCACUUCUCAAGAGAGGUCAAUCGGUGUGGCCUGGAUGAAGGCCAAUUUACACAGAGGCUGGAGCGGAAAAGCUUUGGCAGAGGAAUAUUUCAUCGAAUUUGGCCGUACCCGACAAUACGGAACACUCAAGAGCUGGAUGGACAAAGAUAAGGCUCAAGCGGAGAGCUAUAUUGUGGUAUUGAAAGUUCCUAUUCCGUUUCUACAAGAGGCAUUAUUGAAUGACGAUUCUUCAUAG